Messenger RNA from Paramecium tetraurelia, 1620 nucleotides. RefSeq lists its product as uncharacterized. The transcript has 2 exons. Gene Ontology annotation, biological process: glycosaminoglycan metabolic process; carbohydrate metabolic process. The record is from RefSeq and is a predicted model, not a curated record. Lineage: Eukaryota; Ciliophora; Oligohymenophorea; Peniculida; Parameciidae. Gene Ontology annotation, cellular component: membrane. Gene Ontology annotation, molecular function: beta-N-acetylhexosaminidase activity.
AUGAAUUUAUUUGUACUUUUUCUAUUCUGCGUCAUAUUUCAUAAUGUCGCUAGCUUGAUGCCUAUGCCUAAAGCUAUAUAGAAGGGAGAUUAGGUUGUCAAAAUUGAGAAUAAAUGCUCACUACGAUAUCAAGCAACUGAGGAUCAAUACCCAGAUUUCAUUUUGGAAUUACUUGAACAUUUUCAUACUUUGAUGACUCCAAAGCAAUGUAAUUUUAGAUAAUCUUUUGGGUUUACAAAUGACUUGGGAGCCAUGAAGAUCUCCAUGCAAAUAGAAUCCUUUGAAUAAUUGUAUGGAGUUGAUACAACUAAAUAAGAAUCAUAUAGAUUAGAUAUUGAUAAUGAAUUGAAUGUUUAAAUCCAAGUGAAUAAUCAUUGGGGUUUGGUCAGGGCUUUGAACACCUUAAAUUAAUUAAGUGAGAAAGGAGAGAUACAUGAUCUUCCCUUAACAAUAGAGGACGAACCAACUUAUAGUUACAGAGGGAUUUUGAUUGAUAGUGCUAGACACUUUCUAUCUGUCCAAUUGAUAGAGAGAACAAUUGAUUCCUUAGUCAUGAAUUCAAUGAACACAGUCCAUUGGCAUAUUACAGAUGACGAGAGUUUUCCAUUACUAUUAACAGAGUACCCUGGAAUUACACAUUCAACAAAAUAUUCAGAGAAUUCAUAUUAUACAAUAAAUGACACUACAAGAAUAGUUGAAUAUGCUUCAAAAAGAGGAGUUUAAAUAAUACCUAGUUUUGAUAGUCCUGGACAUUCAAUGAGUUGGGGAAUGACUAAAGAAUUAGCUGAUAUUAUGAUGAUGUGUGGAAGCACAAUAAAAUAAUAUGGUGUGCUUGAUCCAACAUUAGAGAAGACUUAUCAAGUCCUAGAAUCUAUAUUAAAGGACUUCUAUCAAAUGUUCAAGAAGGUCAAGUUUGUUAACUUUGCAGGUGAUGAGGUCAGCAAGACUUGUUGGGAUCAAAGACCUGAAAUUAAAGAAUUCAUGUAAAAAAACAACAUUAAUGAUUAUUUUGAAUUGCAAUCCUAUUACAGAAGAAGGUAAAAGUAAUUAUGGAAGGAUGUCAUUAAAGCAGAACAAGAUAUCAUCUAUCUCUAUAGAAAAGAAGACAAUUUACCACUUGAUAAAGACGAUAUUAUUCAUUGGUGGGGAAAUACUGAUCAAUUACCAGAUGUUGCUGAUAAACCUAAUAGAAUCAUAUUGAUGGAUUAUUUCCCAUUGUUUAUUGAUGCAGGCUUUGGAAAUGCCUUUGGAAAUCCUUACUCUGUUUAUCAUACAUGGAAAGAAAUCUAUAAAUGGACUCCAUCCCUUCCAUAAGGAUCACUGAAUACUAUCAUAGGAGGUGAAGUUCCUUUGUGGGGAGAAACUAAUAAUCAAAAUACACAUUUCAAUAAAUUAUACAUGAGAACAUCAGUUAUUGCAGAAACUCUUUGGAAUCCAAAAGUCAAAGAAACUGAAAAAUAUGCUUCUUUUGUUAAACGUCUUAUUCAAAUGGAAGAUAGAAUGACAAAAUAGGGCUUUCCUGUUACUCCUGUUACUCAUGGGUAUUGUAGAAAAAAUACAGAACUAUGUUUUCCAGUCUUAAGUGAAGAGGAAUAAAAAGAGUAAAUAUAAACUGAAUGA